UAUAAACUCCUACGUAUGAUGACAUAAAAACAGUUUUCGCCUAGCUUCGUGAGCUGAAGCAAGUACGGUCGAUUUAAAGCAAAUCACAAUUUAAAAAUGAUUGCAGAAUUUAUACUAACGUUAGGAAUCGUAUUGAUACCAUACGCUAUUUAUAAAUAUAAAACCGUCAACAAGCAGUAUUUUGCAGAGCGAAAUGUCGAAUGCAAGGAUCUAUCUUUUUCGCUGUACAAUAUAUACGCGAUGUUUGUUGGUAAGAAUGAUGUCAUCCAGUUUGUGCAGCGUCAUUACGAUCAAUUUCCUGAUGAACCACUAUAUGGCAUAUAUGGAAUUAUGGGGCGUCAAGUAUUCAUACGCGAUCCAGACCUGUGUAAGCAAAUAUUCGUCAAGGAUUUUGUUAACUUUGAAGAUCGGAAGGGCUUUAUAAAUGAAGAUGUGGAUGAGCUAUGGGGAAAGAGUUUACUUUCAUUGCACGGCGAAAAAUGGCGUCAAAUGCGAGCCACACUAAGUCCAGCGUUCACCGGGAGCAAAAUGCGACUAAUGUUUGAGCUCGUGUUGGAGUGUGCCGAUGGAAUAAUCAAACAUUUUUUGAAGCAAAUCGAAAAUGGCGAGAAAAUUAAUUUAGAAAUGAAGGAUUUCUUUUCGCGCUACACAAACGAUGUCAUCGCCUCGUGUGCAUUUGGAAUCAAAGUUAAUUCCAUUGCGGAACCAGACAACUCAUUCUACCGCAAUGGUAAGGUGUUAAUGGACUUUAGUGGCGUUAAGCGUAGCAUAAAAUUUUUCGUGACAAUGCUGUGCACAAAAUUUGCGCGACUUUUCAACAUCAAGUUCUUCGAUGAAGCGAUUUCGAAUGAGUUUAAAGCGAUGAUUUUAAAUACAAUGGACUUGCGUAAAAAGAACCACAUUUUUCGACCCGACAUGAUCAAUAUUUUGAUGCAAGUUCGUGAUGGGGUGCUGAAUGCAGAGGAAGCGCCCAAAGAAGUAUCCGAAGGUUUUGCCACUGUUGAAGAAUCGGAAGUGGGAAAAACGAGCGUGUCUCACAAAUGGAAUGACGAUGAACUAGUUGCACAGUGCUUAGUUUUCUUUCUUGCGGGUUUCGAGACGUCUUCUUCGGUUUUAUCUUUCGCUGCGUAUGAAAUUCUGGCCAACCCAGAUGUGCAACAAAAACUUUACGAAGAGAUUGCCGAAGUGAACGAGCAAUUGGGCGAAAAACGAGUUUCGUACGAUGUGCUUCAGAAAAUGAAAUAUUUGGAUCAAGUUGUUUCGGAAACAUUGAGAAAAUGGCCAGUUGCCGUGAUGAUAGAUCGAUUGUGUGUGAAAAAUUACGUCUACGAUGACGGAAAGCAGCUCAACUUUAAAAUAGAUAAAGGCGUUAGCGUUUUAUUCUCCCUGAUGAGCAUACAAAACGAUCCGAAAUACUUUCCCAAUCCAAGCAAGUUCGACCCCGAGAGAUUUUCUGAUGAAAACAAGCAUAAUAUUGUGCCGGGCACGUAUAAUCCGUUCGGGCUAGGACCACGGAAUUGCAUUGGCUCUCGUUUCGCUUUGAUGGAACUGAAAGCCAUUCUGUACUAUUUGCUGCUGAAUUUCUCUUUAGAACCGAAUAAGGACACGCAGAUUCCAUUAAAAUUGAGAAAAUCACCGUUUGUUAUUGCCGAAAAAGGUGUACAUCUGGAACUAAAACCUCGUGCCAAGUGAAUGAUAUCUAUUAUUCCACCAUAUUUUACUAGUGUGCGGAAAGCAUGAAAAAUCUAUUAAAGACAAAAAUCUAUUUAUCGCCUAAUUCUCAAGAUACUUUUAAAAUGAAUAACAACAGCAUACAUUGUAAUAUUCGGUGAGUGCCACUAAAAAAAAUAUCCACACUCAUCUAGUGCUUGAGACGCAUGGUCACUCAUUUAGUGAAUGAGACGCAUGCGGAUGGUAUGAAGCAAAGCGAAAGGGAAGCGCGCAACUAGAACAUAGAGUCAAUGGGUACUACGUGUUUGUGUUUGUGUUUGUGUCCGUAUUCUAAGGACGGAGUGACGAAAUGUAUGCGCGCUAUAUCGUUCGUUCGUAUGGAGUUGCGCGCUUCCCUUUCGCUUUGCUUCAUCCCAUCCGCAUGCGUCGCACUCACUAAAUGAGUGACCAUACGUCUCAUGCACUAGAUGAGUGUGGUUAUUUUUUUAGUGGCACUCACCGAAUAUUACAAUGUAUGGAAUCAAGUUAGAAGCAUUCAUAUGUGUGUUGAAAUAGAUAUGAUUCAACCACUUUACAAUCAAUUUAAAGUCAUUAAUUAUAUCAAUGAAAAAAUUGUCUUGUCAUG
Messenger RNA from Sitodiplosis mosellana (orange wheat blossom midge), 2296 nucleotides. RefSeq names its product probable cytochrome P450 9f2. The record is from RefSeq and is a predicted model, not a curated record. Gene Ontology annotation, molecular function: iron ion binding; oxidoreductase activity, acting on paired donors, with incorporation or reduction of molecular oxygen; heme binding. The coding region runs from base 97 to 1692 and encodes 531 amino acids. The transcript has 3 exons. Lineage: Eukaryota; Metazoa; Arthropoda; Insecta; Diptera; Cecidomyiidae.